Molecule: messenger RNA, 1897 nt
Organism: Ceratitis capitata (Mediterranean fruit fly)
Lineage: Eukaryota; Metazoa; Arthropoda; Insecta; Diptera; Tephritidae
Exons: 1
Coding region: 183-1604 (473 amino acids)
Source: RefSeq, a predicted model, not a curated record
ACAACUCUAGAAGGAUGUUCGCUUUUGUUUGUUUGUUUACAUUUGUGUCAUCGUCCUUUAUAUUCACUUUUCGGUGAUUUUCGGUCGUCUUUUGUUUUGGAUUUUUUUGUCACAUCGAUUUUCAAAGUUAAAUUUUCGAUACCAAUAUUAACAUUUGUUAUCCUUUCUUAUGAAUUUUCAAAAUGUCUAAAUCUCGUUUUUAUAAUUUUCCCGGAACGGUUUCCAACGGUCUUACCGAAGAGGAUAUUCAUGAUAUUAUUUCCAAUAACAACAACAAUGAAGAGGACAAUGAAGACAACGACGAUGACUCGGAGUUCUUACGUGAUGUUCCUUAUUCAUCUAGCAGCAUUGAUCGAAGUUCUAUAGGCUCAAUACCAUGGGCAGACGAUGCCAUAAAACAAAAUCAGUUAGAUUGGGAAAAAGUUGAGCGUAUGUUAUCUGGAGAGGAUGAAUUGCCAGAUGAGCCUGAUUUGCGUAAUGAAAUUGAAGAAUGGCAAACAAAGUUUCCACAACUUAUGAGGACCAAGACAUCUUUAAACACAUCGCAAGAAAUUAUAACAGAAGAAAUCUUUGACUCGAGCAAGCAAAGUGACAACCAAAUUCCCAAUCCGACUGAUGAUUUAGUCUCACAUUUAAGUUUUAACAGUUCUGACGAUGAUGAUCAGUAUGAUGAAUUACCAACACCCACAGCAGCAGUGUCACAGCGGACAGAAAAUUUAAGUGGUCACAUCGUUAGCAGUAAAAGUCCAAUUAGCAAAUCGUACGCAGAUCGCCUUUCGGCCAAAAUGGCUUUGUUAAGAAUAGCAGCAUUACCUAUUCAUCAGAAUCCAAGGCAUAAAGUUUCAAAAACUAUGAUACCACAACAAACCUCUACAGUACGUGAGCACAGCAGUACAACGAAUUCCUUACGAUUACGUAAAAUAUCGCCGAAUAGACCUCAACCACUAAAGCAAACACCCAAACAACCCAAAGAUACAUUUUUUGAGACGCAACAACGUUUUCAUAUGCCGCCAAUUUUGAAUGUACUGGAAACCAAGAGACGCUUUCGUGACUUGGCUUCAAAUAAAAGUUUUGUUCAAUUGACACGUGUAAAACCAUCGCAUGCUAAAUCUGCUGCCAUAAUACGACAGACCGAAAGUAGUAUUCCAGUUGGAAUUCAACCGCGUGCUACAGCACUUCUCGGCGGGCACCAAUCUGUUUGGCAUAAACCAUUAAUAGCAACACGAGUGAGUAGUAACUUCUUCAAUAACCGGAACGCUAUCAUCUUACCUGCUUUAAAUACCCAACGUAUCAGCGCGCAACAGCGUCGAAACAGCACUACAACUAGUACUGGAGCUGAUACAAGGACUCAAAGUUUAUCUAACUCGAAUUUAGGUUCUUCAGAGAGUAGUAGCGCUGGUAUUGAUUUGAGGCCUCAUUUUGUUGCUGAUCGUUUCGUGUCGCGAUGGCAACAUAUCAACCCCAAACAUACUUCAACAUCAACGGGAACUGUUUCAACGGGGCGAUCUAUCUCGGCAGCUGUUCAUCAUCAUUCACGUUCUGAUGCAGCAUUUGGGGAAUUAUAUAUGCCAUUUAAUACACAUAAACAUGGUGGUUUUCAAUAGCAAUCACAGGCGUGGCGUUUCGUUUGAGGCGUCACGAUGUUCUAAAUGAAAGCGAUGUUUCUGGAAGGGCUCAAAUGCAAAAUGCAUGCAUCAAUAUAAAAAAUUAAGAAAUGUUCUCUUAAUAAUAGUGAAACACUGUUCCAAAAAAGUUAUACAACAUUUGUACAAACAUUAUUUAUAUUGCAUUAAUGCGAAUCUUCACAAUGGCAGUAUAGGCAUAUUAACUUUUCGGGUGCUUUAAUUAUGUAAAAACUGCCUUUUAAAAAUAGAACUGGCUUAAAAAUAAAUUUUGA